Melanotaenia boesemani (Boeseman's rainbowfish) is the source of this 1474-nucleotide messenger RNA. It is a transcript of the gene mrpl44, whose product is annotated as mitochondrial ribosomal protein L44. Gene Ontology annotation, molecular function: double-stranded RNA binding; ribonuclease III activity. The record is from RefSeq and is a predicted model, not a curated record. Gene Ontology annotation, biological process: RNA processing. The transcript has 4 exons. Lineage: Eukaryota; Metazoa; Chordata; Actinopteri; Atheriniformes; Melanotaeniidae. Bases 27 to 1025 code for a protein of 332 amino acids.
GGUUACACUUCGCUGUCAGCGGAAAGAUGGCGGCGGGACACAUAUUUAAUCGGAGCAUGCUAACAUUAGGAAUUCACUGCCAGCGUUUUGGCAGUAGUAUUUCACUAACGCAGGUCAGAGGGAAAAAACGCUGGAUGAAAGCGUACAUGUAUCUCAUGGCAAAGAAAUUAAAGCUUGAAGGACCUCCACCACCCAAGCCACGGUGGCAACAGCCUAAUUGGGAUUACCAUGCUGAGGUUCAGGCUUUCAGUUCUCGCCUCCAUGAAAACUUCUCCCUGGAGCUUCUGAAAACAGCCUUCAUCAAUCCAUGUUACCUGCAGGUGGAGCAGGAGAGGAGGAAGCAGCUGGGUGUGGACUUGGAGACCACAGCUCUUCUUCUUAAAGAUAAUAUUCAACUGAGUAAAAAGGGAUCAGAUUUCACCAAAAGCUUCCUGACCAAUUGGUGCAGGGCAAAUUUCCUGAGCCUGCCAGACGAAGGGGUGGAGAGUAUUGUGGGGCAUCUCAACAGUCCCACAGUUGUGACUUGCGUAGCAAGAAAUCUCGGCAUUGAAGACCUAACCAUGAGUGCAGAAUUCCCUGUUCCAGAUGAUGUGCUCUAUUCUACAUUCAUGGCCGUGACAGGAGCUCUGCAGGAAAGCAGUGGUGCAGAGCAAGCUGGAUUAUUUCUCAGGGAUUUUCUGGUAAGUCAGCUGAUUGGAAAGGACCUAUUUGAUAUAUGGACUGUGGUCAACCCCAUGGGGCUACUGGUGGAGGAGCUUACUAAGCAGAAUAUGCCUCUGCCAGAACCUCGUCUCAUCAGAUCUGCAGGAGCAAGUACUGUCCUGCCACUCUACUUUGUUGGCUUGUACAGUGACAAGAAGCUCCUGGCUCAGGGUCCAGGAGAGACACUCGUCGGAGCAGAGGAAGAAGCAGCGCGAGUGGCCCUCCGCAAACUUUAUGGCUACACAGAGAACCGUAGACCCUUUGACUUCUCUCCACAAAAUCAGCAAGUGCAGCCAUUACUUCAGUCAGCCAACAGCAAUUAAUGUCAACAGCAAUUACACUGAAACAUAAAAUUAAAUGAAAGUGGUGCAGUUGGACAGGAACCUCAUUUACAGACUCCUUGCAGUUUAAAAUUGAACUCCAGGCUAGUUGUGGACUCGUCAGAAUUCAUUCUGUGGGGAUUUUAACUGUUAAUACCUGCAGACAAAAAGAGCUGGAGAGUUCUUAAAGUCUAAAUAAGAAGUGUGACAGUGUUAUAAGAUCCUGUUUUUCAGUUGAUUAAACAAUCCAAAGAUUUCUGAGUACAAGUUUAAUUGUAAAGUUCACAGCUCAUGAACCUUAUCUCGACUUAUCAACUGGUGGUUCAACAGUCCAUUUUCAAAAAAUAUCUCUGACAUCUGGCUAAGCCCCUGUAAAUAAUGCAAGUUCUGUUUGGUUUACUUUAUACUCUGUUUUUAUGAAUCAUGUAUAAUAUAAAUAAAACCCAAAACCU